This is a messenger RNA of Anarrhichthys ocellatus (wolf-eel), 1371 nucleotides long. Its product is annotated as N-acylethanolamine-hydrolyzing acid amidase. NCBI's taxonomy places the organism in Eukaryota, Metazoa, Chordata, Actinopteri, Perciformes, Anarhichadidae. The transcript has 11 exons. Gene Ontology annotation, cellular component: lysosome. The coding region runs from base 64 to 1116 and encodes 350 amino acids. The record is from RefSeq and is a predicted model, not a curated record. Gene Ontology annotation, biological process: fatty acid metabolic process. Gene Ontology annotation, molecular function: fatty acid amide hydrolase activity.
GGCACGUCUCCGGCGGCAGUGUCUCCGCCUGGCUCAGCCUGGCUCGGACUGGAACCAGACGCGAUGAUUAUGAUGCGGGCUGCGGUGCUGCUGCUCGGACUCGCGGUGGUCUCGUGCCGGGCACAGGUCGCCCCCCCCACAGUGAACAUCAGCCUGGAUGAAGAUCCAGAGGUGCGAUGGAACCCUCUGGUCAAAGUCUUUGACGUAGACUACCUGAGGAAAGCCGCCGCGGAGGUUAUCGACACUACAGUUCCGAAAUGGCUUCAUCAUGCAGUUGCACCUUUGGUGAAGGACCUGGAAAAGUUCAUUCCUCAGCCGUAUGCGGGGGAGAUCCGUGGCUUGGCCUCACACCUGGGAAGCAUUUCAGAUGUCAUAAUUCUCAACUUUGCCUAUGAAAUAUCUGCAUUUUGUACUAGCAUCGUAGCUCAGGACAAAAAUGGGCACGUGUACCACGGCAGGAACCUUGAUUAUCCACAUCCUGUUCUGAGGAAUCUGACUAUGGAUGUAAUAUUCCUCAAGAAUGGAGAGGUGGCGUACCGUGGGACUUCAUUUGCUGGAUACAUUGGCCUGUGGACGGGACAGAGUCCUAACAAGUUUACCAUCUCUGGCGACCAGAGAGGCAGUGAACACUGGUAUAACUGGUGGAAGAAUGUGGUGUCGGCUUUCAUUUUCCGGAGAUCCCCAGUCAGCUGGCUGGUGAGGGAGACACUGGAGAAAGCAGAGGACUUUCUUGAUGCCGUAAUGCAUCUCUCCAAGAUUCCCCUCAUCACCGGGGUGUAUUUCAUCGUGGGUGGAGUGCGAGCAAGAGAAGGGGUCGUCAUCACCAGAGACCGAAUGGGCCCCGCUGAUAUCUGGCCGCUGGAACCCCUGACUGGAAGAUGGUACAGAGUGGAGACAAACUUUGACCACUGGCUCCCGCCACCAGCGAGGGAUCACCGAAGAGACGCAGCCAACAAAGCACUAAAUGCUACCGGCCAAGAUCACAUCAACAUGGAGACCCUUUAUCAGGUUCUGUCGCUGUAUCCGGUGUGUAAUGGAGGUACGGUUUACACAACAAUAAUGAGUGGAGCAGCCCCCGAGAAGUACAACACACUUAUAAGGCCGCAGGGCUGCUAAACUGACAAGCCUUGAGCGCUCGACACCGCACAGAUUUUUACUGCAGUGUCCAUCCAACAUGGUCACCUGUAGAUUCACGAUCACGUGGAGAUUGAAUAAUCAACGAUUAGAAGGUCAUUGGACUCAAGCAUUGUGAGGGUGACAGUGCUUUUCUGUCGCUAAUAAAAAUUGCUCCGAUCAUUUUUGUCACCUUUUGUAACUGGAAUUUAUAUGUCAAGCUUAAUAAAAAUGUUUACUUGAUUGCUACCAUCUGGA